CUGGUGCUGUCAGGUGGUAACGUGAUGGUGACCGCCCGGUGAGAAGAGUCAGGCUGUAGAACAUGUUAUGGCAUCUUGGUUAUGACUGGCAAUCGUCUGAUGAUGAAGCAUUUUUAAUUCACGCGUUCUGAAAAAAAGUCUCUUUAGGCAAGGUAAGAACUUGUCAGGGAAACGGUCUGCUUGUUCUUUGUGCGCCAGUGCGCAGAGACGCACGCGCCACUCACACGCGGGCGGGCGAGACGCAGAGGCACAGCUCUCACAUCCUCCGAGCGCCCGAUGACUUAAUUUGUCGCACAGUUUUCGUGCGCUCGUACUUCUCGAAUUAUUGCGCUCUGUUCGCACCUGGAUCCCCGCAAUGGAGUUUUCCACUCUUCUCCCGGACUAUUUCUACUCGGUCUCAGUAACUCCUUUCAAUGUUACGCGCUCUGAGGAUCUGCUUUCCAUUCCUGGCAACGAGACCAACAAGGACAGAAGACUUGUCAUCCACGUUUGCAUCACGGCUCUCUACUCUCUCGUCUGCGUGGUGGGACUGGUGGGAAACGUGCUUGUAAUGUACGGGGUGGUCAGGUACACGAAGAUGAAGACAGCCACAAACAUUUACAUCUUCAACUUGGCUCUGGCCGACGCUCUCGCCACCAGCACCCUUCCUUUCCAGAGUGCCAAGUACCUGAUGAGCACGUGGCCGUUUGGGGAGCUCCUGUGUAAAGUGGUGAUAGCCAUUGACUACUACAACAUGUUCACCAGCAUCUUCACGCUCACCAUGAUGAGCGUGGAUCGCUACAUCGCUGUGUGUCAUCCGGUCAAGGCCCUGGACUUCCGCACGCCCGCCAAAGCCAAGCUUAUCAACGUCGCCAUCUGGAUCCUCUCCUCUGCUAUCGGAGUCCCCGUGAUGAUCAUGGCUGUUACCAAGGUGACAGAAGAAGGAGUCAUUUUGUGCUCUCUUGGAUUUCCUGAACCGGAAAGGUACUGGGACACGGUGACAAAAAUCUGUGUAUUCAUUUUUGCCUUCGUGGUGCCCGUCCUGGUCAUCACCGUUUGCUAUGGGCUGAUGAUCCUGCGUCUUAAGAGUGUCCGUCUGCUUUCUGGCUCCAAAGAGAAGGACAAGAACCUGCGGCGGAUCACCCGGAUGGUCCUGGUUGUCGUGGCGGUUUUCAUAAUCUGCUGGACUCCCAUUCACAUCUUCGUCAUUGUCAAGACCGCUGUGAAAAUUGACCGCAAGAAUCUCCUGACCAUGGCCUGCUGGCAUAUUUGCAUAGCUCUGGGCUACACCAACAGCAGUCUGAACCCUGUGCUGUAUGCCUUGAUGGAUGAGAACUUCAAAAGGUGCUUCAGGGAUUUCUGCCUGCCCUAUCGCUCCCGCCCGGAGCAGAGCAGCUUCUCCAGAGUCCGCAACAGCACGCGGGAGCCCGCGUCCGUUUGUGCCCCUGCGCCGACAGCGAAGCCGCCCGCCUGACUAGGUAUGGAUCAGCUGGGUGGGAGAGCAGUGCAUGAUGACCUCCAGACUGAAGUCACGCAGUUCUCCACCACAGGAGUCUGAAUUUAAA
Messenger RNA from Maylandia zebra (zebra mbuna), 1544 nucleotides. It is a transcript of the gene oprd1b, whose product is annotated as opioid receptor, delta 1b. The record is from RefSeq and is a predicted model, not a curated record. Lineage: Eukaryota; Metazoa; Chordata; Actinopteri; Cichliformes; Cichlidae. Gene Ontology annotation, biological process: G protein-coupled opioid receptor signaling pathway; neuropeptide signaling pathway. Gene Ontology annotation, molecular function: neuropeptide binding; G protein-coupled enkephalin receptor activity. Gene Ontology annotation, cellular component: plasma membrane; neuron projection.